This is a messenger RNA of Closterium sp. Naga37s-1, 209 nucleotides long. The record is from the annotation of a GenBank genome assembly. NCBI's taxonomy places the organism in Eukaryota, Viridiplantae, Streptophyta, Zygnematophyceae, Desmidiales, Closteriaceae.
CAGAAGGAGGGGCAAGUGGGGGAAGCCCAGCCCAGGUGGACGGGCCUCGGUAUGCCGACACAGCACUGCCCAACGACCACCAUUACUCUGUGGUGGAGCUCACAGACGAAGGUGCAGUGGUGACGGGGGACGUGGGGGAGGCUCAAGUGCGGGCCUUCAUUCAUUACCUGCUGCACGUGCUGCCCCGACUCAGUGGUAGCGCUCUAUAG